This is a messenger RNA of Coniophora puteana RWD-64-598 SS2, 618 nucleotides long. RefSeq lists its product as uncharacterized. Bases 1 to 618 code for a protein of 205 amino acids. Lineage: Eukaryota; Fungi; Basidiomycota; Agaricomycetes; Boletales; Coniophoraceae. The transcript is spliced from 4 exons. The record is from RefSeq and is a predicted model, not a curated record.
AUGACGAACAAGAUUGCUGAGCUGGAACGAGAUGUAGAAGUCGAGCGCCGCAAGGUACACGAGCUUCAAGAAGCCUCCAGAGAGCGAGAAAAGGAAUAUCAGAAACUCAAGAACCAGCAUGAGAAAGUCAAACGCAAGGCGCUUUUGGCCCCGAGCGCUGGUCCUCCAAAUGGCAUGCAAAAAGCUGGAGGCGAAGCUAGACAUCCUGUCGACCCAGCAGCUCGGUUAGAUAUCGAAGCUGUGGUAGGAGGGAUGGAGGCCGUUGGUCUGCAACGGACUCCUUUGGUCAGCCGUAACGCAAACGGCCAAGUUCGCAGCAACUCCUUCCAAUACGGAUCGCAGCCUCAAAGGGUGCCCCAGUCUCAACACCGUCAAACGGCGGACGGGACCAGCCGGCGUCACCAACGAAACUUCUCGGAAAGGUCUGAAAGCGCGAGCGAAGUGGAGAACAUGCUACUACACCCAAGUCGCUCGCGCCCGGCCAUGAACGGUGGCAGUGCUGCUGCUGCUUUCCCAAGAGGCACGACUUUCAAACCUGGUCGCGCUCCGCCACAAACCAGUAAUCCCCCUCGCUCGCCGAGGUCCACCAAGCUCAUGUCGUCCAGGUUCUUCCAAUAG